Molecule: messenger RNA, 3223 nt
Organism: Linum trigynum
Lineage: Eukaryota; Viridiplantae; Streptophyta; Magnoliopsida; Malpighiales; Linaceae
Source: the annotation of a GenBank genome assembly
GCCUAAGCGCACAUGACAAGCAAAAAACGCACAAAGAAAACCAUGCGGAGAAGAAUGAGCGUUGCUCGCCCAUUACUAGCGGAAUGAGUAUGUGGAAAACAGAAAAUAUACACGAGUAUAGAGAGGAAAAGAGCAUAGUGCCCCUGCCUAAGCGCACAUGACAAAGCCAAGACAGUCACCACGGACGUCGCGAAGAGGCCUUUUCCCGAGCCAUCACAGACGCUAAGCACACCGGGGGGUACUCGGGGAAUACCCUCUGCUGAGGGGCAAUUUUUGGGGGCAUGGCCCGGGUCCAUCUCCUCCAACAAGCGCACACUCACCACCCCAAGAAAGAUAAGAUGAUGCUAAGGGAAAGAGCGACCCAAACACUCAUACUAGCGAAAAAUAUUAUUCCGCGAGUACUCAGAGAAGGCGCGCCAGAGAGCGGCGUGACACGGAGAGCAUCAUCUUUCCCAGACGGACAGGGCAGGCCGCGCCGCUCACCAAGGGAGGCGACUUCCACGCAACAACACUGCCCGCGCAUAAAAAGUUGAGACUACACCGUGUUACUUACAAAGCUGCCACGUCUUACUUGUAGACCUCAUCAUAUCCUAGCCUUCUGUCUCUUCCAAAUGUCAUGUCAGCUCGAAAGCCCACCCACCGGAAGUAGCCUAUAAAUAGCGCAUUUACCAGGUGGGUGAGGGAAUUGAUUUCCAAAUUCUCUCCCUAGAAAGCAAGGAACUUCUUGACUCGACUCUACUGUCACCCUAGGAAUUGGCCAAGUGGAACCACUCCCUAAAGCGUAGUAUAGCGGGUUUGGGUUUAAUUAUCAACCCGGGUCCUAGAUUUGAUGACUACUCAGUGAAUUCUUGUUAUCUAGCAAUGAAACUUUAAUGCAAGUCUAAACUAUCAAACUAACAAAGCAAGUAAACUGGUUGUAUUCAGGUUAAAGAGGUCACCCGGAUAUGGUUCCCCCUAGACUGCAGUUAAGCCGGAUUGUAAUUACCAAGUUCAGUUUCUAUGAACAUUAUACUGCGGAAGGUUCUUAAACAGUCUGAAGUCUCGACUAAAGGUCUUCAGACCCUCUCAAUCUGAAUCUCUAGCGGGCGACUAACCUCCACCGGAGUAGACAGAUUGAGGCCCUAAGAACAAAACCUCCACUACCGGGGUAAAUCCGGUACAGAAUAGUGAGUUGGCUCCUCGACUAAAGUCACCAACUCCCUACCUUCAAUCAAGGAUACUCUAUUAACCUAGGCAGAUAUUCUCAUUCUAUGUUAAAGCAGAAACAACAGGAAUUUGAUCAGGAUUCAAGUCAUUCAAUCAUUAAAACCUCAAUCGAAUAUAAUCAAUCACAGAAUCAGUACUUGGGUUCAUACAAUCAAAGCCUAACAUACAAAUCUAGGGUUCUCCAUACCCAGAUGAAUGGGAGAACUACUCCAUAGAGAAGAAAGCAAAAGCAGAAUCAGACACGGAAUUCAUACUACGAAGGAUGGAUUCCUGCUUCUGGACGUUGAUUGGCACUUCUCCAAGCUCAAGCUGGCCUCCAAUGGUGUUGAAGAUCAAUCUAGGGCACUUGGAGACUCUUGUUCGUCGCUUUCUCUCUCUAGGAAUCGCUCUCUUACUCAAAAACUCGAAUCCCCCCGAAUUGUGGCUGAAAUUCUGCUUAAAAGGAGAAAAUCCCGACUCACACGGCCAGGGUGGCACGGCCGUGCAGCUCACCCAGUUGCCCGUGUGAGUCAAAACGCAUCGUUUCAUUUAGUUCGAAUUCCAGGCUCUUUGCACGGCCAGAAUGGCACGGCCGUGUGGACAUCCCCUCUUGCCCGUGUUUGCUCUCGCAGAAUGUGGCACGGCCAACCCGGCCACUUGCACGGCCGUGUCGAUCCUCUGCUCUGCCCGUGUGUGCUCUCGGCAAAACUCGCACGGCCAGGCCAUUACUUCACACGGCCGUGCGAGUUUCAAGGCAGCCCGUGUGACCUCCCUUGUGACUUGUCUCGCGCCCGAUCUUCACCCAAUCGACCCCGAACUCGCUCCUAAACCUUCAUCACUUGCCAGGACCUGAAAUAUCACAAACAAGCACAACCUAGCGUGAAAUCGGUCUAAAACACGAGAAACCACCUCUCAAACGGUGUAAGAACAGGGGUGAAAACAUGUGUAACUAACGGUCUAUCACUUCUCCCUCUAGAAUUGGUUCCAAGCUCUCUCUCUCGAGCUUUCUCACUUGUAAUCUCAGAAAAAGUUAAGGAUAAAAGUGGAAGCUUUUCCAUUUUCACUCGCACCCCACUCUUCUCGUGUCUCACUCCUACACUCCAUUAAACACAAACACAUCUAAUUUUAAAAAUACAUAGAGGUACUUAGAACGAACGUAAGUAAUUACCUCCUGAUCGCUGGUGUUCAAGGGAUAAUAAGAGGUUCCAAAAAUGAUUAAAAAAAAUAAUCUUAAAGGUAAGCAACUUAAGACAGUUAGUUAGGAACCAAAAAAAGGAUUAGGCGGGGAGGGAGAGGACGUGCUCUGAACAAUGAACGGACAAGCCUCUCCACACCACCACUCUACUUACUACCAAGUAGCACUAAUAGUUGUAGGCCUAAUGUAUGCCUAAUAAGCAAGGUUGUCAAUUUGUGGGUUGACCCAAUUUGAUUCUGACCCGAUAAGAAAAAUGGGUUGCACGCAUUCGCCGGGUCAAUCGCAACAAGGUAUUGGUUGGAGAUUAAAUUGUGUCUUUUUUUCUUUGGUUUGCGAAAUGUGCCUAUUUUUCGAUAUUUCUUUCCGUCUAACUCAAUCUUUGGAAUCCUUUGUUGAACAUUUGAAUAUUUAUGUUAUAUAAGUGUGUGUGAAUUUUUACUAUAUGUUGGAUCUAAGUACGACAUGUUACUUCUGUGUAAUGUUAUAUGUUAUUACUCAUAUGUUAGAUGGGAUUUGAUAUAAUCUAUAGGAUAAGUACAAUAUAAUGACUCUUUCCAUAUUUCCGGGCUAAAACGGUUGACCCGUCAACCCUUAACUCAUUAGCUCGACCGAGUCACGGUCAACCCACGGGUUGACAACCUUGCUAAUAAGUAAUAAUGCUUCUCUGCAUGGUUGUCAUGCCAAUUUUAUGACCGGUAUGACAUCUAUUUACGAAUUUUAAUUAGAUGAUAUUAUUUUAGUAAAUAUAAUUAAUAAAAAAUAAAUUAAGUAGAUAUUUGAUGAAUAUAAAAAUAAAAAAUUGAUGUAAUUUUUUGGUUUCAAGUAUAAACAUUUAAAUAUUGU